UCCAGGUGAGCCACCCAUGGGCUUCCGUGAGGUCCUGUUGAGGGAGGGUCCUGAGGGUUUUGCACGGGCAAUUCGACAGCACCAGGGUCUUCUACUGAUGGACACUACCUUCAGAGAUGCCCACCAGUCCCUGCUGGCCACUCGCGUCAGGACACACGACCUCAAGAAGAUUGCUCCAUUCGUGAGCCACAACUUCAAUAAUCUCUUCAGCCUGGAGAACUGGGGAGGAGCUACAUUUGAUGUAGCAUUGCGUUUUCUGUCGGAGUGUCCGUGGAAGAGACUUCAGGAGCUCCGAGCUCUGAUUCCCAAUGUCCCAUUUCAGAUGUUGCUACGUGGAGCCAAUGCGGUGGGAUACACAAACUAUCCUGAUAAUGCAGUUUUCAA
Sinocyclocheilus grahami is the source of this 384-nucleotide messenger RNA. RefSeq names its product pyruvate carboxylase, mitochondrial-like. Gene Ontology annotation, molecular function: pyruvate carboxylase activity. The record is from RefSeq and is a predicted model, not a curated record. Gene Ontology annotation, cellular component: cytoplasm. Lineage: Eukaryota; Metazoa; Chordata; Actinopteri; Cypriniformes; Cyprinidae. Gene Ontology annotation, biological process: pyruvate metabolic process; gluconeogenesis. The annotation marks the transcript as partial. The transcript has 2 exons.